Aspergillus pseudotamarii is the source of this 1525-nucleotide messenger RNA. RefSeq names its product glutamate dehydrogenase. Gene Ontology annotation, cellular component: cytosol. Gene Ontology annotation, molecular function: L-glutamate dehydrogenase (NADP+) activity. Bases 1 to 1377 code for a protein of 458 amino acids. The transcript is spliced from 2 exons. The record is from RefSeq and is a predicted model, not a curated record. Lineage: Eukaryota; Fungi; Ascomycota; Eurotiomycetes; Eurotiales; Aspergillaceae.
AUGUCCAACCUUCCCAUUGAGCCCGAGUUCGAGCAGGCCUACAAGGAGCUUGCCUCUACCCUGGAGAACUCCACUCUCUUCCAGAAGAACCCUGAGUACCGCAAGGCUCUCGCCGUUGUCUCCGUCCCCGAGCGUGUCAUUCAGUUCCGUGUCGUCUGGGAGGAUGACAACCACCAGGUCCAGGUGAACCGUGGUUUCCGUGUCCAGUUCAACUCCGCUCUCGGUCCCUACAAGGGUGGUCUUCGUUUCCACCCCUCCGUCAACCUUUCUAUCCUUAAGUUCUUGGGUUUCGAGCAGAUCUUCAAGAAUGCCCUGACCGGCCUGAAUAUGGGUGGUGGUAAGGGUGGUUCCGACUUCGACCCCAAGGGCAAGUCUGACAACGAAAUUCGCCGCUUCUGUGUUUCCUUCAUGACCGAGCUCUGCAAGCACAUCGGUGCCGACACCGACGUCCCCGCUGGUGACAUCGGUGUCACCGGCCGUGAGGUCGGUUUCCUCUUCGGCCAGUACCGCAAGAUCCGCAACCAGUGGGAGGGUGUUCUCACCGGUAAGGGUGGCAGCUGGGGUGGUUCUCUGAUCCGUCCCGAGGCCACUGGCUACGGUGUUGUCUACUACGUUGAGCACAUGAUCAAGCACGCUACCGACGGCAAGGAGUCUUUCACUGGCAAGCGCGUCGCCAUCUCUGGUUCCGGUAACGUCGCCCAGUACGCCGCUCUUAAGGUUAUCGAGCUCGGCGGUUCCGUUGUCUCCCUCUCCGACAGCAAGGGUUCCCUGAUCGUCAAUGGUGAGGGCAGCUUUACCCCUGAGGAGAUCAACACCAUCGCCCAGAUCAAGGUCGACCGCAAGCAGAUCUCUGAGAUUGCCAACACUGAGGCCUUCGCCACCAAGUUCAAAUACAUCCCCGGUGCCCGUCCCUGGACCCACGUCGGCAAGGUCGACGUCGCUCUUCCCUCCGCUACCCAGAACGAAGUCUCCGGCGAGGAAGCCCAGGCCCUCAUCGACGCUGGCUGCAAGUUCAUCGCCGAAGGUUCCAACAUGGGCUCCACCCAGGAUGCCAUCGACAUCUUCGAGGCCCACCGUGAGGCCAACAAGGGUGCUGCCGCCAUCUGGUACGCCCCUGGUAAGGCCGCCAACGCCGGUGGUGUCGCCGUCUCCGGUCUCGAGAUGGCCCAGAACUCUGCUCGCAUCAACUGGACCUCCGAGGAGGUCGAUGCUCGCCUCAAGGGUAUCAUGGAGGACUGCUUCAAGAACGGUCUCGAGACUGCUAUCGAGUACGCUACUCCUUCUGAGGGCGUCCUUCCUUCCCUCGUCACCGGUAGCAACAUUGCUGGUUUCACCAAGGUUGCUGCUGCCAUGAAGGACCAGGGUGACUGGUGGUAAACAUUCUGCGAAUGUUUUUCCUAAGUCAGCUUCUUUGAUUCACGCUCCCAUUGAUACCUCUUGUUUACGAUGAUGAUCCUUUUUUGGUCCUUUUGCCUGUUUAAGCGCGGUUGGUUGAUAGAGGCGCCGGUGUUCUUGCCUUUUUUAA